Molecule: messenger RNA, 789 nt
Organism: Symbiodinium sp. CCMP2592
Lineage: Eukaryota; Dinophyceae; Suessiales; Symbiodiniaceae
Source: the annotation of a GenBank genome assembly
AUGGUUUCGGUCGUAGCUGCAGCCCUUACCCUGGCUGGAUGGGUGCCACAUGUCGCCGCCCACCUAGAGUUUUCUGGGGUGACCUCUCCAGCGCUCCGUGGCCAGGUGACGGUAGUGGAUGCUCCUAGUGUUCCUGUCUUCUUGGACAGUGCGAUUUUCGAGCGCUUGGAGCACUUCAAGGAUGUCGGUGUCCCUGCAACGUUAUCGGACCACAUCGGGCGUGCCACGAUUGCAGACGGCACCUGCCGCUCCGUUGUCGCACCCGGAUCUGGUCCUUUUCCUUUGGGUGGCUAUGCCUUUUGGCACCACAACCCAGAACGAGUCGAUAUGGUCUUGAAGGCGCUCGUCGGACUUCCUUCCUCAUCGCAACCCUCGAAGUUUGUGAUCGCGGCCAAGAAGCAGUUGCCCAGUGCUUGCUUCUAUGGCAACCAGACCAACAAGCUCGACCUCUACCAGCCGGAGGCCUUGGCGAAGACGCUCUACAACUGGCACCGGGCCAUCUGUGACCUUGAGUGGGAGGACCCGGCAGAACAGCCUCAGCAGCAGGCCCUCACUACUGGCUUCAUCUGCAUGGCCACCUGCGACACAGCGAAGCUGCAGCUCACAGCUGCAGCCAUGGAUGCCUUCUCAGCCAGCAUGGCGGCAGCUAAGUCAGUAACAAAGAGCAUGUGUGCUGCCAUGCCAUGGACCGCGAAGGGGCCCGUUACACCGCUGGACGGCCUUAAGUCCUAUGACGAGAUUGCAGUGGCAACUGAACCAUGGCGCCAGGUGUGCGGUUGUACAGCAUGA